CCUUCAUCCAAAUUGACACCCGGGGCUCUUAGAAAUAUAGGCAGCAUCACUUCCAGCUCGUGCAUUCAGUCCAACAGCUGCCCCAUAAGCCACCGAGCAGCAGCUCCGUCGAUCCAAGGUGCACCCUCACCCACGCAGAGACACUCGCACUCGCCGAAUCUUUGCAGUGGGGAUAGAAGCUCAUUGUCGGAGAAGCAAUGUUUGUCAAUCUGGCCGUGCUGCUGCUGCUGGUUUUGUCAGUACUGGAGCAAGUAGUGGGAACGGAUAAUAUUGACAUCUAUGACACCCCCCCGGAGAAACCUGCGAGCCAGAAAGGACGCCUCUCGCUGCAGAACACAGCUGAGAUUCAGCACUGCCUGGUGAGUGCAGGGGAUGUCGGCUGCGGUGUGUUUGAGUGCUUUGAGAACAACUCCUGCGAGAUACGAGGGCUACAGGAAAUCUGCAUGACGUUCCUGCACAACGCUGGCAAAUUUGACUCUCAGGGGAAGUCCUUCAUCAAGGAUGCUUUGAAAUGUAUGGCGCAUGGUCUGCGACACAAGUUCGGCUGCAUCAGCAGAAAGUGUGUGUCCAUUAAGGAGAUGGUGUUCCAGCUCCAGAGAGAGUGCUACAUCAAACACAACCUGUGCUCUGCCGCUAAGGAGAACGUGGCCGUCAUGGUGGAGAUGAUCCAUUUCCAAGAUCUAUUCCCCAAAGGUCCAUAUGUAGAGCUGGUGAAUAUUCUCCUGAGUUGUGGAGAGGAAGUGAAGGAGGCGCUGUCACGCAGCGUCCGACUACAGUGUGAGCAGAACUGGGGGGCCCUCUGCGACAGCUUGAGCCUCUGCACCUCAAUGGCCCCGUCUCCUGCCAGCACCCCAGUCGAAAACCGCCGCCAACUCAUGCCUUCACAGCCUGAACCAGAGCACCCUCGCCUGCCGCGGCAAGGUGAAAAGGAGAGGGCUGGCAAGGCAGGCUUCAGCUCUCACCCACGUAACCGCAGCCAGGGACCCCGCCGUCAUAGUCCGGAAGCUGGAGUGGUGGCUGAGGAGGAAGACCCCAAGGCCACCGACAUCCGGAGGUGAAAGCUCAGGAAAUGGACUUUUGACCUCCUACACCAUUUAAAAGCCACACUUGCAGACUUGUGUACACCUUCACACAACUACACACACAUAUUCGCACACCUUUCAACACACACACACAAAUUCCCAUAGACUGAGCUGAAGGAAACAAGCCCCGAAUUUUCCUAUCCUUAUUCCGCCCUUUCUAGUCAUUCCAGCAGUCCCACAUGGUAAAUGUGCAGGGUAAUCAUGGUGUAGCUCAUGCCAGACUGUAGGCCACAUUAUCAUUAUUAUUAUUAUUAUCAUUAUUAUUUUAAAAAUGAAUAACAAUUGUUGACUAUUUCAGCUGUUAGGACUAUUUUGGCUCUAAUAUAGCAUUUUCUCAAAUCAUACUCACUGUAAGAUUUGAUUAUAUUUGUAUUAUUUAUUUUAUUCUUUAUGCAAAGUUGAAAUAUCAAUAUGUACAUAGAAUAUCUAUAUUUAUAUGAACAUGUAUAAAUAUAGUUACAAUAUGCAAUACUGAUGACAUAGUAUAUGGUGUGCUGUCUGUCAUUCUCUUCACAGUAUUGCACCCAUCACACAAAGGUCUGUAGAUAUGUAACAUACACUAUUUGCUGUUUUCAAAGUGGAGAUAUGUAUUAUAACUAUAGAUACUUGAUGAUUAAUACAAAUUGUACAGGAUUUAAGUCCAGUUCUGGCACAUAUGAAUUGUAGUGCAUGACGGCCAUUAAAUAUGUGCAUUCUUCAAAGUGUAAGUCCACUCAGAAGAGAAUGAAAAUGUAAUGCUACGAAUAUGAGCAGUUAGUUCACACUUGUAUGUAUCGAUAAGUCUCUCGCAAAGCUAGAAAUAAGAGCGCAGAGACGCUUCGUCGAUGUCACCCUGGCACCGCUCUCUGGGCAACAGUCAAUGGGAAUCUGUAUGCUUCACGAGUAUUAGAUAUAUUCUAUUCACGUGUCUUACUUUAAAUGCAAGUAUCACACCACUCUCAUUCAUUGUUAAUAGAGCUCUGGAAACUGUGUGUCAGAGACAUUGCAGAUCGGUGUCAGUGUGUUUGGUUUCAGGAGCCGUCACUCAUGUUCACAAACAGCAGCUGAAAUGUCAAAUGUGUGACUGUCAGCUAUCAGCGGCAAAGAGGAUGUUCGAUUU
Molecule: messenger RNA, 2181 nt
Organism: Pundamilia nyererei
Lineage: Eukaryota; Metazoa; Chordata; Actinopteri; Cichliformes; Cichlidae
Gene: stc2a
Product: stanniocalcin 2a
Exons: 4
Coding region: 198-1058 (286 amino acids)
Biological process (GO): intracellular calcium ion homeostasis
Cellular component (GO): extracellular region
Molecular function (GO): hormone activity
Source: RefSeq, a predicted model, not a curated record